AUGUCUGCAACCCCGUGCUGGAAAAUGAUGGACAAGAGGAUGGACUUUUAUAAGCAGCGUCGAUUCAUCUGCCAGAUUACCGGCCACUCCGGCCUCUCAUUUUUCGAGGCGCUCAAGAGCGAGCGAGCGGGUGCCCAGGAAGUGGAGCAGGCGUUUCCGGAAGCUCUCAAAGGCCCCAUCCUGCGCCGGGUGCAGUUCCAAACCAUCUCCCGGAUCGACACGCUGGUGGAUCUUAUUUACGACGAAUUUCGCGCCGAUUAUUAUCCUGGGGAGGCGGUGACGGUACAUGUGGUGACGGGCGAGCGCCUGACAGGAAUUGUGCGAGAUAAGACGCGCUUUGGAUCAAAGGUGCUCCCCGACGGCAAGGUCGCCCCGCCAUUCUCGCGAUAUUUUGUUAGCCUGGAUAAUCGACCCACGGAGGAGGCGGUGGUUGACGACGCGCAUAUCACCAGAGACCGGAAGAUCUUUACCAAGCAAGUCCUGCGGUCAUUUAUCAAGAAGACGGUAACAAGAGAGGCGUGGACGGGAGCCCCAUGGCUGGUGAACCACGAUGUCGCAAACCUCUACCAUAUCGACACCCGCGUACCGCCGCAUCUGCGGUAUGAGAGCAAGGCAGCCGAGAGAAAGCAAGUUCAAGCACAAAAGAAGCAUGGCCCGGACUAUGAUGGGAUGGUUGGGAGCUUUCAAGGCCAGGCUGCCCGACUUCCGGAGCUGAAGCCCGCCCCAAAGAGCCAUAAGAGCAAGGCGCAUCAGUCUCAAACAACAAAGGUCAAGCAGCAGCCAUUCUUGAAUCCGGCUCCUGCACAUCCAAACCAUCCGCAAUUCCACCCCCCACCUCCUUUCGUUUCUCACACCUUCCAAACAACCGGACCCCCUCCGCCACCUGGGCCUCACUUCGCCAACUUCCACAAUUCCACGUUCGCGUUUGCCCCGAUUGCCUCUGUUCCACCGCCUCCACCUCCACCUCCACCACCUCCGCCAGUCAAGUACCCGAUCGAGGAUCUACAAGUUCCUCCCCGCCAUAAUGGCUCCACGCGGCCCGCCCUCAAGUUCUUUUCUCAGGACACACCAUUAGAUGCUGGGAAAACCAAGAUGGAAGGGGGAAAUGGUAUUAAGAUGGAAUCGGUGGGGCCCCUUCUCGAGUCCUGGGAUACUUUAAACGUCUAUUGCGAGAUUUUCAAGCUGGAUUCUUUUACUUUUGACGAUUUCGUUGAAGCAGUGCAGUUUACCCCAGAGGAUGUCGACUGUCAACUCUUCGUUGAGAUGCACUGCGCCGCUUUGAAGCUCCUGGUCAGCUCGGAGGCGGAAGAUGGGAAAAUUAAUGUUCAGCUACCGGAGAUGGAUGAGGAGAGUGACGAGGAAACCGAUGACGAGGAGAGUGCUGCGCCCUCCCCGACUCCAGAACCAGAGCCUAAACCAAAGGGCCGUGCGACAAGAAGCAGUCUGGCAAAAGCAGAGGCAGCAGCAGCAGCGGAGGCCGCAAGGUUAGAAGCGGAGGCGGAAUUAUCAGAGGCCGCCGAGGGCAAGGUCCUUCACCGCGCCGCAGACAUGCAAGACGAGAUGGGCUGGAUCGAUCGUUUGAGAAAGAGGGAUUUUAAAAAUGGCGGGUGGCAAAUCAUCAUCAUUGGGCUGCUAUAUCAGCUCUCAAAGGGUCCCCGAGCCCAGGGCAAGUACGAUACCUUGUUAGAACACCUUGCGCCUGUUGACAUGGAUCCCACUCCGGACACUGCACGACGACAGUACGCCAAACUUGAUGUCAACCUCCGCAUCUCGAUCCUCCAGAUUAUAUGUAUACUCACGGCAGAAACCAAAGCUAUUCGUGGCUACAUGGAGGAAUGUAGCGAGCAAAUGACAGCCUUUCGAAAAGAGAAGAUCCGGUGGCAGCGAGACCGGAAAACUCUUCUCGAAGAGCUCCGCCUGCUCAACGAAGAGAAAAAGAUCCUUCUUCCAGAUAAUAUGCCGCCGGAGCCAGCUCCAGCAGAUAAACCCGUCAAUGGAGAUACGAAAAUGACUGACGUUGAAGAGGUUCAAGAUUCCGUCGAAGAGGAGAACGUAGAUACCGAUGAGGAUCCGCAUCAAGGUCGGUCGCUGCGUCGAGGCCUGGAUCGAGCGGCGGAGAGGAAGCGAAAGCGUGAGGCUGAGCAGGAGAAGAGGGAGAAAGCUGAAGCCGAGGCCAAACUUCCGAAGCAAUCGAAGCAAUUUGUGAAAUUGCUGAAGACUAUCCAAAAGAAAGAAGAUGCAAUAAAAGAGUGCGAGGAAGAAAUCGCCAUUUUGGACAACGACCUUCGAGAAGCCGACUGCCCGCGAACACGUGUUUUGGGCAAGGACCGAUUUUGGAACCGGUAUUACUGGUUCGAACGUAAUGGUAUGCCAUAUGGCGGGCUACCCAACAGUUCCACAGCCGAAGCAGGCUAUGCCAAUGGGUGCAUUUGGGUUCAAGGUCCUGACGAAAUGGAGCGUGUCGGCUACAUUGACAUGAAACCCGAAUGGCAAAACGAGUACAAAUCCAAGUUCAAGAUGACCGUUCCCGAGCGGAAGAAGCUUGAAGAGGGACCCACCAGUGUCUUCAAUGCACAUCAAUGGGGCUACUAUGACGAUCCGGAAUCAGUUGCUAAAUUGAUCGCAUGGCUCGAUAUUCGAGGGUUCAACGAAGUGAAGCUCAGCAAGGAACUCAAACUCUACCGCGACAGAAUCGUGAAGAAUAUGGAGAAGCGCAAAGAAUAUCUCCAGCCCACUGAAGAAAAGCUAGAUGAUUCAAGCAGCAAGCGGAUAUCGACGCGGAGAAAGGAACAACAUGUCGAUCACCCCCCUCUUCGCUGCUCAUCGUGGCAUAACAACAUGGCCCUCGAGGAGCUAGGACAUCUCCACUCUGAACAACCACGAGCCAGGAAGCCAGCGAGAAAGGCACAACCCCCUCCUCCUCCCGUUGAAGAGGAGCGUCAAACGAGGGGUACCGAUACUAAGGGCAAAAAGGAAAAGGGCCUCGGGAGGCAAGGCACGAGAUAUAAUUUCUAA
This is a messenger RNA of Venustampulla echinocandica, 3015 nucleotides long. RefSeq lists its product as uncharacterized. Lineage: Eukaryota; Fungi; Ascomycota; Leotiomycetes; Helotiales; Pleuroascaceae. Bases 1 to 3015 code for a protein of 1004 amino acids. The record is from RefSeq and is a predicted model, not a curated record. The transcript is spliced from 5 exons.